Punica granatum (pomegranate) is the source of this 1126-nucleotide messenger RNA. NCBI's taxonomy places the organism in Eukaryota, Viridiplantae, Streptophyta, Magnoliopsida, Myrtales, Lythraceae. The record is from RefSeq and is a predicted model, not a curated record.
AUACACUAUUCCAAGAAAGAAUCCACUGGGAAAAAAAAAGACAAUCAAAAGGCCCCAAAAAAAAAAAACAACAACAACAACAAUAACAUUGUGCCAUAACCAAACUUCAGUACCCUUCUUGCUCCAGAUUAGCUCGACAAUGGACUUCAAUGCCUCUACAAAUCCAAGGAACAGAGCCAAGAACAGAGUCUUCCCGAAAGCUUUCGAAUUCAAUCACAGGAAGAGCCCUUCAUUCUCUUCCUCGUCGUCGUCGAACUCCUCCUCCUCUUCAUCCCGGUACUUCCCCGACGACUCCUCAUCCGGGUCCCCUCUCGGCCCCUCAACCCCGCUAAGGUUCUCUUCCGGGGUCCCAUUCUCAUGGGAAAAGCUUCCCGGGAUCCCGAAGAGGCAAACGUCCUGCAAGAAGAAUGACUCUACCUCGUCUCUGAAGCUCAGCAGCCUCCUCCCCCUGCCUCCUUCCGUAACUCCGAAGAAGCAUGGCGACCCGGGAGAAGGUUCACUCAGGAAGAAGAGCUGCCCAGAGUGGGACCCUUUUGUUGCCGCCCUGAUGGAAUGCUCGAAGGAUGAUGCACACCGCCACCGCCAUGAUCAAGAGGAGGACCCGGCUGGGAGCCUGUGGAUUGGUGCUAAGGUCACGAGAAGCAUCAGCGAUCGAUUCGGGUUUAUCGGCCUCUAUGCUUCCUGCAAGAGUACCUGCGCAGUUAAUGAGUCCAUCGUCUAUGUACCGCCGAGACCGAGAAGAACCUCAGCAACCACAACCGCAUACCGUCUCAUCAAGUACCAUCCCCAUGGAUCAGUAGAUAAGUGAUCACCCAUCACCAUCAUUAUCACCCUCAUCAUAUGAAAGCCUUUUUUUUUUUUUUGGUUGCGAUAUUCCAUGAAUGAACUGCUCCGUUGUUAAACUACCUGUCUUUGCUCAUGUGCUUUGCUGUGAUGUUCAUGUGAGGACACAAGUACAACAACAACCUGUUAUGUACUAUUGAAUCAUGUUUUGUUUUCUAAGUUAUAAUUGUCUUUGUAAUUAAUUAAGAAUCAGAGAAGAACAACGAAGAACAGUUUUAAAUUAAUCUUCAGCUCAAGUUCUGUGUGGUAUUCGCUGGAAUUCAUGUGGUGGCGUGUUUGGUUA